Molecule: messenger RNA, 447 nt
Organism: Lactuca saligna
Lineage: Eukaryota; Viridiplantae; Streptophyta; Magnoliopsida; Asterales; Asteraceae
Source: the annotation of a GenBank genome assembly
AUGAUGGUGGCGAUGGCCAUCACCGAUGGAUUAGAAGUUGGCGGAAAUGACGUUGUCGACAUUAACAUACAGUGCUCUGGAAUCAAGAAGUUUGUUGCUCAUGUGAGCUUGGAUUCGUCUGUCGAAACCUUCAAGUCUGUGAUUGCAAAUCACUGUUAUGUACCUGCGGAACAUCAGCGUUUGAUUUAUAAAGAUUUGGAGGUAGAGCACACUCUUCACUUGGUUCGUUCUUAUCUACCUACUACAAUUAAUUUGUGUGAAUUUCCAGAGGUUAAAGAAAUACAACACAUAUGGAUUCAUCAUCCCCACAUCAGUCAAAGUACGUUGGAACAACUAAUCAAUGAUCCAGAAGCUCUACACAACAGUGUAAUGAGUAGUCCUCAGUUGUGCGAGAUUAUUAAUAGGGAUCCGGAUCACUGGAUGAUCCUAUCAUCUUCCAUACAAUAG